This is a messenger RNA of Xylona heveae TC161, 542 nucleotides long. RefSeq lists its product as hypothetical. The record is from RefSeq and is a predicted model, not a curated record. NCBI's taxonomy places the organism in Eukaryota, Fungi, Ascomycota, Xylonomycetes, Xylonales, Xylonaceae. The transcript has a single exon. Bases 98 to 427 code for a protein of 109 amino acids.
CAUCAUCAUUAGUCGUACUUGACCUGCUUGCGCCUCUUCCAAGGUCGUAUUCUGUCAGUGCUGAGGAUGACUACCUUAGAUAACAUUGACAUCUGCCAUGACAGGUCUUCGGCUAUCUGCCUUGGUCAGUGUACACGCCAAUCUCCUCGUGGGGAAGAUGUUACGAACGUUGGCCAUGGAAAACAACAACGUAAUGGUCUCAUCUCCAUCUCCUUUUGCUAAAUGCAAUAUUGGUAAUCCCGCAUCUAUACUCUCUCUCUCUCUCUCUCUCUCUCUCUCUCUCUCUCUCUCUCUCUCCCCUAUACAAGAAAUACUCAAAAAGCGUCUAUUCGUUACCAAUGCCAGUCAGCAACAAAGCAUCGAGCACCCAAUUAUACAAACGCCAAAAGUCUUUACCGGUUGUAGCAAGGAUGGUGCCCCACGAUAAUAAAAUCUAGACUAUUCACCGAUAUCCGUUACUCAGAAUGAUCAAAACCUGACCAGCGUGAGACAAUUAUUCAAAGCCUCUGUUUUCUGCAGUCGGGCAGAGUCUCCUUUGCUAG